GCGUAAUUCGGUAAAUUGCGAUUCACUAAUGUUCGACAAGGAUGAAUCGUCAAAUGAAGCCAUCCACAAGGAAAGUGGUAGUAGCACUGCCAGUGGCUUAUUUAUGGUUACCGGGAAUCGGCGCUCUGCUAAUUUCCAUAGCAACCUGGAUUUAACG
Molecule: messenger RNA, 157 nt
Organism: Loa loa (African eye worm)
Lineage: Eukaryota; Metazoa; Nematoda; Chromadorea; Rhabditida; Onchocercidae
Exons: 1
Source: RefSeq, a predicted model, not a curated record